AUGGAUGCCUUAGCUCUAGAGGCCACCAGCGGGAAAAAGCCCAACAACGCGGCGGCUCCGGGGGCGCCGGGGGCCCCCGCCCCGGCCAAACGCAAGCCCGCCAAAAAAACUAAAAAGGCUGUCGUUUUCUUUGAGGUGGAGAUACUGGAUGCCAAGACCAAGGACAAGCUCUGCUUCCUGGACAAGGUCGAGCCGAAUGCCACAAUCGGGGAGAUCAAGUCUAUGUUCCACAAGAGCCACCCCCAGUGGUACCCAGCCCGACAGUCCAUCCGCCUGGACCCCAUCCACUCGCUGUUUCAAGUAGACGUAAGGAUCAGAGGUGUUUGUGUUUCAGAGGGGAAGUCGCUGAAAGACGAGGAUGUCCUGCAGCACCUUCCCGUCGGAACCACCGCCACCUUCUACUUCAGAGACCUGGGAGCUCAGAUCAGCUGGGUCACGGUGUUUCUGACAGAGUACACCGGCCCUCUGGUCAUCUAUCUGAUGUUCUACUUCAGGGUUCCCUUCAUCUACGCGUCCAAAUACGACUUCACCACCAGUAAACACUGGGUCGUGCACCUGGCCUGCAUGUGUCACUCCUUCCACUAUGUGAAGAGACUUCUGGAGACGCUGUUCGUCCACCGCUUCUCUCAUGGGACGAUGCCGUUACGGAACAUCUUCAAGAACUGUACGUACUACUGGGGCUUUGCAGCAUGGAUGGCUUAUUACAUCAACCACCCACUCUACACCCCCCCUGUUUACGGGGAGCAGCAGAUCAGACUAGCCCUCAUCAUAUUCCUGUUCUGUCAGAUUGGCAACUUCUCCAUCCACAUCGCUCUCCGGAACCUCCGUCCACCAGGCUCUAAGACCAGGAAGAUUCCCUACCCAACCAAAAACCCCUUCACCUGGAUCUUCCUGCUGGUCUCCUGCCCCAACUACACCUACGAGCUGGGCUCUUGGCUGGGCUUCACCCUGAUGACCCAGUGUCUACCGGUGGCCUUCUUCACCAUGGUGGGCUUCAUCCAGAUGACGGUCUGGGCCAAAGGGAAGCACCGCAGCUACCUGAAGGAGUUCCGCGACUACCCCCCCCUCCGCUCGCCCAUCCUGCCUUUCGUCCUGUAG
Messenger RNA from Menidia menidia (Atlantic silverside), 1098 nucleotides. NCBI's taxonomy places the organism in Eukaryota, Metazoa, Chordata, Actinopteri, Atheriniformes, Atherinopsidae. The record is from the annotation of a GenBank genome assembly.